CACUACAGUAAAGCGCUUCAGGGGCUCCGUGCAAUACAUGCAUUGUGCAAAACAAACAUUAGUACAGCAAUAACAGUUAGCCAGAGUGUCAUUAUUAUUAUUAGAUAUAGUUAUGUAGGUUACUUGACACGCCCACCUUCACACGUUAGUUCAGGAGUGAAAAGCUGUGAAAGCAAAGCAGAGUGGAGACAAAAAGAACUAUAGGACAGAAGCGGAGCUAUAUGCUGUUAAUAAAGUAUAACGUUUGAACUAAGAUGGUAGAAGUUGUGCACAUGAUUGACAGUGAGGUCUUUCUGGCCUUCUCCACAUACGCAACCAUAGUCAUCCUCAAAAUGAUGUUUAUGAGCCUCAUGACCGGUUACAUGCGAGUGUCAAAACAGGCCUUCUCCAACUUAGAGGACACAGCCAUGGCAAAGGGGGAAGACAAGAAGAAACUGGUUAGGAUUGAUCCGGAUGUGGAAAGAGUGCGACGAUGCCAUCUGAAUGACCUGGAAAGCAUCGUUCCUUUCGUGUUGAUCGGUCUUCUGUAUGCACUGACGGGGCCGGUUCUUUCCACUGCUCUUUUGCACUUCCGGGUGUUUGUAGCGUCCCGAUUCAUCCAUACAGUCGCAUACACAAUGGCUCUUCCACAACCUACCAGAGGUCUAGCCUUUGGCGUAGGGCUGCUUACAACUUUAUCUAUGGCAUACAGGGUGCUCACUACAGCUCUUUUUCUCUAAUGAAGAACACUCGCUUCAAAUACAGUUGAAGUCAGAAUUACUAGCUCCCCGUUAAUUUAUUUUUUCCCCCCAAUUUCUGUUUAACAGAGAAGAUUUUGUUGAGCACAUUUUUAAACAUAAUAGUUUUAAUAACUCAUUUCUAAUAACUGAUUUAUUUUAUCUUUGUCAUGAUGACAGUAAAUAAUAUUUGACUAGAUAUUUUUUCAAGCCACUUCUAAACAGCUUAAAGUGACAUUUAAAAGCUUAACUAGGUUAAUUAAGUUAACUAGGCAGGAUAGAGUAAAUGGGCAAGGUAUUGUAUAACAAUGGUUUGUGCUGUAGACUAUAAAAAAAAUAUAUAGCUUAAAGGGGUUAAUAAUUUUGACCUUAAAAUGUUUUUAAAAAAUUAAAAACCGCUUUUAUUCUAGCCGAAAUAAAACAAAUAAGACUUUCUAUAGAAGAAAAAAUAUUAUCAGACAUACUGUGAAAAUUUCCCUGCUCUCUUAAGCAUAAUUUGGGAAAUAUUUAAAAAAAAGAAAAAAAAAAAGAAAUCAAAGGGGGCUAAUAAUUCUGACUUCAACUACAUAACAUUUUGUGUUAGUAUACGUGCUUUUAGCAGUCUUGCUUGAAUGAAGAUUUGAGUGUGUUUUCUAUUGGCUUUUAGUGCCAUGUUCCCAUGUAUGCACUUUAUACACACUAUAAAUGAUUUUUUUAUAGGCAUUGGUGGUUCCUUAAAGGAAUAGUUCUCCUACAGAUGAAAAUUCCUCCCUCUCAAGUAGUUCCAAAACAUUUAUGAGUUUCAUUAUUCUGUUAAACAUUGAAGAAAAUAUUUUGAAGAAUGUUGGAAACCACUGACUUCCAUAGUAGGAAAAACAAAUGCUUAUUAUAAAUGGUUACAGGUUUCCAGCUUUCUUCAGAAUAUCUACUUUUGCUUCGAACCCAUAAAGGAUUGAAACAAGCAACGAGUGAGUAAAUGAUGGGUGAACUAUUCCUUUACAGAACUAUUAAUAUCCUUGCAACAUUUUCCAUCCACAAAAGAUUCUUUAAAGUGGAUCUUUAGAUCGUUAAUAAAAAUAACGGUUCUUAUCAGAAAUGUUCACUAAAAGGUUCUUAAGGGAAUCAAAUGUUCUUCUAUGAAAUCAUUGCAAGACGCUCUUUUGGAAAGUUUCAAUAAAAACUACAACACUGAUGGUAAUAAUUAUUGUGAUCUUUAACAUCUGGCACACAUUUGAAGAAGAGUCUGAAGUUUGAACAGUAGUAUACAUUGUACAUUGAACAGACAUUUGGUUUUUUGUUACUCAUUAAUCAGACUUUGAGCAACAUUUUCAGAUGGUGUGCUUUAAUCUGGGAUUUUGAAGUUCAUGCAUAGAUUUGACCAUUUACACCAGUUGCAAAGACUUACCAAGUUAACAUUUUAGCAUUUUAAUACUCCUUGUAAGCAGGUUUUACAACGUAUAUUAAUGCAUUAAAUAAAUCAUGGAAAACA
This is a messenger RNA of Danio aesculapii, 2184 nucleotides long. RefSeq names its product microsomal glutathione S-transferase 1.1 (gene mgst1.1). NCBI's taxonomy places the organism in Eukaryota, Metazoa, Chordata, Actinopteri, Cypriniformes, Danionidae. Gene Ontology annotation, molecular function: glutathione transferase activity. Bases 255 to 719 code for a protein of 154 amino acids. The transcript has 5 exons. The record is from RefSeq and is a predicted model, not a curated record. Gene Ontology annotation, cellular component: membrane; mitochondrion.